Pelagomonas calceolata is the source of this 1066-nucleotide messenger RNA. The record is from the annotation of a GenBank genome assembly. Lineage: Eukaryota; Pelagophyceae; Pelagomonadales; Pelagomonadaceae.
UGCAAGCGCCUGCACGCGAACCCUGGGGCGCCUCCCGACGGGCGUCACUGCCUGCACGCACAAAACAGCUCGGGGGCAGCGCGCCUUCGACCGCUUGCGGCGCGGGGCAGCGAGCACCCAUGUCCAUGGGGCCCCCCCUCCAGCGGGCGCCGCGCCGGGACCCGACCGUCGCGGCAUUCAAGAGAGCGGACGCGGCGGAGCGGCGCCGCCGCCGCGACACGCUCGAACUGUUGCUGCGGGAGGCCAAGGGGUUCAGCAUGGUCGCGGACCGCAUGAACCUCCCCUCCAAACCCGCAAUCGACCGGUGCGCCGGGCGGCUGCAGCGGUUAUUGCGGUCCCUGGACGCGGCGGACGCGUCGCGAGACCGAGAUAACGCUAGAAAAGCCAUCGACGCCUACGCGCUGGAAGCUCGACGGCUCCUCGGCCACGCGCGCGAGGAGUUCGACCGCGGCGGCAAGCCGACGCAAAUCGUGCGGCGCAUCCGCGAUCUGGACAUAGCGAAGCGCUCGGCCUGGCGGCCCGCGACGUGGAAGGGCGGCGAAAGAACCAUCAGACCCCUCUUCACGGCCGAGUUUCCCCGGAACGCCCAACCGACGGACUUCUUCGCGACGCGCCACGACCCUUCUACGAAACGUGCGCCAACACCACAGGCCUCGAUCAAUUCCGAGGGGCUCGCCGGCGACACGCGGAAGUACCAGGACGUGUUUGACCUCGCGGGCGGCGCCUACGGCGGCCACAAAUCUAAAAGCGCCUUCGUGACGACGUCUACUGUUGCGCUACAAGGUGGUGCUAUGUUGGAGGUCGAGGCCUUCGACAACAAGGCCAUCCGCAAGCUGACGCUGAUCAAGUCCCCGGAGCAGAAGCCGCACCAGCGCGGCACGAUCCGGAAGCGGCUGCCUUCCGAAGACGGCACGGCGUCGGCGAAGUCCCUCGAUUCGAAUACACGGAAGGCCUUCGAGGAUUUGGAGGCGCGGCAGGCGCGGCGCAUGACCGGGCAGCGCGGGAACAAGGUGUCGCUGCUCAAGGACGACGGCUGGCGGUGGUGAUGGGGUCUUUUCGCGUAACG